Molecule: messenger RNA, 879 nt
Organism: Leguminivora glycinivorella
Lineage: Eukaryota; Metazoa; Arthropoda; Insecta; Lepidoptera; Tortricidae
Product: IST1-like protein
Exons: 2
Coding region: 87-836 (249 amino acids)
Source: RefSeq, a predicted model, not a curated record
CGAUAUUUUCGUUCUUAUCUUCAGUAUUUCGAUGGUAACCAGGGUUACCAGGGAAGAGUGUAAGCACGUGUAACCAGAGAUUAAAAAUGAAGUACGCAACGGCUUGCCUGUUGGCCAUUGUUGGUCUGUCUUCGGCUAGUGUGGUCCUCCCACUAGGCCAACAGCCCCUAGUCUGCCCACCCGGUACCCAGCUCUACUCCGUCCCCGGCUGCGGUUACGUAACCCGCGAGCCGUCCUGCUACGACUCUCGCCCCCGCCCCGACCGCCAACAGACCUGCGGGUACUCAGCCUGCCACUGCGCCCACCCGACCGUGAGAAACGACGUCACCGGCCAGUGCGUACACUUCGACAAGUGCCCCAACGCUAAGAUCAUCCACGGACACGGUGGCGGCGGAAGACCCAGGAUCGAACAUAGGAAACUUCAGAAAGGCGCUCCGAUACCAGGUCUGCCAAGAAACUUCCCAGAAUUACAAAGACCUAAAGCCCCACUAGUCCAAAAACCAGUAUUACCAUCCCCAGUAGUACAAACUCCAGUACCAGUCGCAGUCCCAUAUGUUCCAGCACCAGUUGUACCAAAACCAGUAGCGCCAACUCCAGUGGUACCAUUAGCACCGACCCCAGUUUCAGCACCAGCUUACAACUCUGGUUACACUAAUUAUAACUCUGGUUACAGCAACGAGAACACUGGUUACACUAACUAUAAUACUGGUUACGCUAACAACAACAAUGGUAACGCUGGCUACAGCAAUUAUAAUACUGGUUACCGUAACAGUAACAAUGGUUACAGUAAUUAUAACUCUGGUUACAAUAACAAUGCUGUGCCCCUUAGAUAUUAGGAAUAAAACUAUUUAUAUUAGAGAAUAAAUAUUUUUUGUACAA